Messenger RNA from Empidonax traillii (willow flycatcher), 2568 nucleotides. It is a transcript of the gene OLAH, whose product is annotated as oleoyl-ACP hydrolase. Lineage: Eukaryota; Metazoa; Chordata; Aves; Passeriformes; Tyrannidae. The transcript is spliced from 8 exons. The record is from RefSeq and is a predicted model, not a curated record. Gene Ontology annotation, biological process: lipid biosynthetic process. Bases 1592 to 2401 code for a protein of 269 amino acids.
AGCACGUUUGUCUUCUACUAAGACAGUAACAGAGAUUUCCACUUUGUUUUCUUUUAUUUUCUAUGGCCAGGCCUGUAUAUAAACUGACUGUUUUUAUUUAACUUUCACACUUUAUUUAUCUUUGCAAGACUGGAAAGUCAGCUUUUCUACUGUAUUCUAGUCCCUCCAGGCUUCCUGUUUUCUCUGACUCCCUUUGAAUUUUAUUUUCUUUCUUUCUCAGCACACCUUAGCAGACUGACCUCAGUGCAUGUUCUCUGCAUGACAUACAAUAAUACAAAGGCCUCUAUUUUUAAAUUAAAGAAAGUUCUCUGUUAACGAGACUAUUCUGCAGCAUUGCAACUGGCUGGCUUAUCCUCACAGACAUACAGACUCAUUCCUGCAUCAAGCUAAUAGGUGCAUGGCAUUGGAAAUAUUCACCAAGCCAUGACAAAUACAUGUUCUAGAACCGCUUUAAUAACCUGAAUGUCCAACUUAAAGCAGGCAGCUUUUCUGGAGCUGUUCCACAAUCUCAUGGGUACAGUGGUUAAAAAUCUUAUUUCUAUCCAUGGCUAGAACAUCUUAACCAUUUUUUGGAAUGUCCUCACUUCUCUCACCAUCAUCUUCCAGUGUAUUUCUAAAAGGUAAUGUAUCCUCUUUCGUAAGUUCUCUUUUCUAGCUAUGCCUUGCAUCAGAUCUGGUUUGAAUUCACCUUUCUUGAAGAAUCUUAACAAUACUAUAGGCAGAAUUCCAAGUGAGAUCUCUUCAAUACUCUGGUGUCACUCAUCUUUUCAAACCUCUCCAGGAGAUCCUGCUAAUAUAUCUCUGAAUUAAGUCUUCCCUUCUGCAAAAUCCACUGUUCCCUCCAUGUUUAAUCUGCAUGGCUUCUGUUUUAUUUCUUGUGUAUAAUCCUCUGAGGUCAUACUUAAGAGUAAUAAUAAAUUGGGAUUCAUUUGACUGUCUCUGUCCCAAGACUUUUAUAGAGAUGAGGAUUACUCCUGCUUUCCUUUGGAUGGCGUGAGAUCUGCUUAAUUUCAUGUCUCUUCAUAUGAGCAGCUAAUGAUCAUUUUUAAGAGUAAGAUCUAAGUGCAUCCUUACUUUUAUACUUUGAAGUUGACUGACUAGGAAAUGAAGUAUAGUUGCAGUAAAGGUGCUAAAACUGUGCAGAUUUGUUAAAAUAAUAAAUAAUCAAAGACAAUAAAUAAUGACUGAGGAGGAAACAAAUUACACUGCUCACAGUACAUAUAAUCCAAUGUAUUUCACAACUGUCAGUAAUAAAUGUCAAUCUUUAUUAAGGAACAUACACAAAAUGGUUCUUUAAAUCCUAGGUGUGCAACUGAGAAACACACGUUUCUUUGUUAUUUUACUUCAGGGAUCUAUAUGUGCUCAAAAUGAGUCAUAUUAAAUGACUAUUGGUGAAUUGCAACUAACCAAGCAACGUUUCUGUCCUUAAACAAGAAUUAGAUUGCCCAAAAGAGACUGAAAAUUGCCAUAAAACAGCAGCUAAGAAAGCUUUAAGGAUGAGAAACUUCUGAAGAGCAUUCUAUAGUUUGAGAGGGAGAUUAAUCAGUGGAGCUAUAGUCUGCCAUCUGUGACACGUGGAAACCAGCUCAGUAUGGCCACUAGGGAGUUUUUAGGAAUGGAGAAGCUGAUUGUUUGUGUGGACAAAAGGCCAAAUGCUCUCUGUAGACUGAUUUGUUUUCCAUGGGCUGGAGGUGGCACUUCUCUACUUGCUCAGUGGGGCAAACUAUUAAGCAACUCAAUUGAAGUGUUCUGCAUAAGGUAUCCUGGAAGAGAAACUCGUCUUAAUGAGCCUUUUGCGAAAGACAUGACAAGCAUGGUUAACGAGAUUACAAGUGUUUUGUUAAAAGAAUUGCAAGAAAAACCAUUUGCAUUCUUUGGUCACAGUUUUGGAUCUUACCUGAGUUUUGCAGUUGCACUACAUUUGAAAGAAAAGUAUGGACUAGAGCCAGUCCAUCUUUUUGUAUCAGGGGCACAUGCCCCAAAUUCUGAAGCAAUUCUUCCUUACAAAACCAUUUCUGUAGCUGAUACAAACGAUGAAGUAUUUAUUGAUUAUCUACAAACGGUAGGAGGAACUCCUUCUGAGCUUCUGCAUAAUGAAGACAUUAGGAAACAUCUUCUGCUUACUUUUAAAGGAGACUUUAAAGUGCUUCAGACAUUUUCGACUACUUUUUAUGUUCACAGUUUUGAGAAGGCAGAAAUGGAUAUCCCCUUCUCUUGUGAUAUUACCUGCUUCAAUGGGGGUGAUGAGAAGCCAUAUGAUUUACAAGGUUGGCAAGAACUAACAAGUGGAGAUACAUCCUUUUAUGAGCUUCCUGGAGGUCACUUUUAUCUGCUGGAACCCUCUAAUGAAAUUUUCUUGGCAAAACACAUAACAAGAUGCAUAGAAAAUGCUGGUCUAUGAGUAUUUCCCUCACUUUUAAUAGCAGAAGGUGUAAUAUUAGUCCACAGCACUUCAUAAUAAGUCAUUAUUUCAGUACAUUGCACGCAGUUAUGCCUAAGGGUUGUUCUGUUUGUCCUUUGUAAUUCUUUAAAAGGGGGAGUUUUCCUGGGUUUUUCUGAAAAUAAACA